AAAAGAGUAAUAAUUUUGAAAGAUGUCAAAGGAAGAGGGUAAAUAUGUAUUGAAAAGUUUAUUACAAAUAAUAGAAAAUAGGAUAAAAGAGAUUGGACUCAACCAAAGCAUGGUGUAUUGGAGUAUAGAUUAUAGCAAGAUUGAUAAAGCACAUGUUGAACAAGACUUUGCUCUUAGCAUUAUUGAUAAACUAAUACAAAAUCUACAAGAAUUACAAGACCAGUGUAAAACAGCCGAGAGUAACACAUCUGAGCAGCCGCAGAAAAAGAUCAAAAUUGAUCAAGAUUCUCUUAACAAGACCAACAUUCCCAAGCAAAACAAYCAAGAGGAUAUCCAAGUACAUCAAGAUAUAGACUGGACACUGGUUCAAGUGACAGCAAACAAGUCUGAGAUUGAUAGAAGAAUAUCUGCUUUCAUGCAACAGAAGCAGAAUGAGGUGAACUUGGUCAACAUACGAGAAUUCUGUAACAUCGUAGAAAAUAACCAAGAAAAUGUCGGCAGUUGUGCAAGAACCGAUGCUAUAUUUGUGCCAAGAUAUGGUCAGAAGAGCCACAUCAAAGUAACACGUGUUGGAAAUACAAGUACGUCAGAUGAAGCACAGGCCCUUAGUCACGUGACAGAUAACACGAAAUUGUCUGGGAAUCCAAAGGUGACGUGUACAGAAUCCCGUGUCACUGAAAGACUGCAUAAUAUAGAACAUCAUCUAGGAUUUACACCAGGAAAACCUGUUCCACUAGAUGUUUAUGAACGAAUCCGAGACUUAGAAAGCAGAAUUCUUCAUCUGGAAAGUUUAUCGCCAGAAUAUUUUGAUAAAAACAAAGUUUGCCAAACCUCGCGGUCACGAGCAAGUAACUCAUCUUCACUUGAGAGUAUGUCUCUGUCGACCAUCGACGAACGCAUCUCGGCACUCAAGAAUAUGCUGCUCAAUAGAUCUCGAUGAUCUCUCAUCGUGUGCAGUCAAGACUAGCAUGAUGAUGACUUCAGAUGAUGCAGCCAAUGAGAGGUAGACUUAGUGAUGCAGCCAAGACUAGCAUGAUGAUGACGUCAGAUGAUGCAGCCAAUGAGAGGUAGACUUAGUUAUUUAUAAAACGAGCUAAGUUUAGUUAAAUAGGUACCUAGAGGAUUAUUUAAGAUACGCUGUUUUUAACUGGGGGUAGGCUGGGGAAUGCUUGCAACAGUUUUCUUAAAAAGUCUAUGACCUUCCUGCCUUCAGUUGACAUUCUCUCCUCCACCCAGAAAAACGUGAAGUUUUGUUACGGUCUUAAAACACAGGUUUAACCCUUAAAAAACUCUGAAGUUCUGCUAAAGACAACCCCCUCCCCCCUUAGAAAAUCUCUUUUGGCUUUGAACACCCAAUGUACACUCAUCUGAUACUUUAUGAAUAGAUUUUUAAUAAUUCAUCAUUGGGCUUAUUACAAUGUGUUUUUUACAUGGUUCAGUAGAUUUAUAAAUAACUUGUUGAUUUAAAUGUACAAUUUUCACGAAAAAUGUCUUUCUUCAUUCGAAUAUUCUGAACUAAGUCGGUACAGUUGUUUCUACAAUCAAUCUUUCACUAAAUUUAAAUUUUUUUGUARCCGAGUAUGUUCUAAACAAAAUUGCUAGGGAAAAAGAAUCCCUAGAAAUUUGAAGUUAAAGCAAUUUAACUGCGUUUGAAACAGUUUGCGACGUGCACAUUUUUAAAUAAAUUAGUCAAUGCAGGUCACGUGAGCAUGCAAAUAUGUUGUCAUUAUCUACAAAUGCUGCCUUGGCAUUCGUCGUUGUUGCCAGGCAACCAACUUUGAAGUUCUUCCUCAUCAUAUCAUGUUUUUGGAACCAGUCUUUAUGCAUCCACUCCAUCCACAGGGAGCCCGAAUGCUUGUAAAUAACCUGUUUAUUAUAAAUGUCAUUUACAAACUAAA
Molecule: messenger RNA, 1898 nt
Organism: Actinia tenebrosa (Australian red waratah sea anemone)
Lineage: Eukaryota; Metazoa; Cnidaria; Anthozoa; Actiniaria; Actiniidae
Product: MAP3K12-binding inhibitory protein 1
Source: RefSeq, a predicted model, not a curated record